AUGAAGGAACGAAUCAUGAGAUUCCGAGAUUUCGACACGGAGUGGACAGUCUUGACUGCCACGUCGGAGGACCCUUACAAGCGGGCCCGGUGGACGAGGGACGAGGACCUAGUGUUGAAACGGGUACGGAAGUGGAGGGCCAGACAUUCAUGGUACGACGGUCGGGCAGAGAUGUUUGCCUUGUCGAGAGCGUAUAUGGAGCAUGACCCCGACAAGGACAGUGCGUGGGAGUGCGUCGAUCUUCUAGGCGCCGGGGCUUUUGGCAUGGUAGGUAAAUGGUGCAAGUUCGAUACGAAACGCAGGAUCACCGAUACCGUGGCGAUCAAGCAAUUCAACUACGAAGGCUGGGAGUGCGACUCGGAUGGCAGACCUGGGGUCCCCGCCGAAGUAGCGCUGCCGGAAGCUCUCGAUCGUCAAGGGUGCAAUAGCAUCGCCGAGAUUCGGACGGCCAGAUUCUUCGACGUCAAGCGCCCGAAGUGGAGAAUUUACCUCCAGUACUAUGGACAUGGCACGCUGGGGGACUUGGUGCAGAGGUACCGGGAGAAGAGCGCCGAAGAGGGACGGAGUGUACACAUUCCAGAAGACUUCAUAUGGCAAGCAUUCAACGACUUUGCCACGGCCUACCACCACAUGCACUUCUUCCGCCUCAAGUCGCUCGGAGCCAAGGGGCGUGGUGCAGAUGUAGCCAACGGGCAUUUUGUCCUGCAUCUGGAUCUGAAGGAUACGAAUGGGAAGCCGCAAACAAUGUGGUGUAAUUUCCUUCUCGGAGACGCACCCAGCGAUGAGAAGUUCAUGCCCUAUCCCAGGCUGAAGAUCGCCGACUGGGCGCUGGGGGAGUGCACGAGUCGUUACGAUCCCAAGAAUAGCCGGAAAUUCAGGAACAAUGGGACCAUCUGUUGGAUGCCACCGGAACAAUACGAUUGCAACCGCUUCGGGCAGAACUGGGAGCGCAAUGUCAUGGGCGGGACAAACCGUGCGUACAGCGCCAAGCACGCCCUCUGGCAGAUGGCCGCCAACAUUUACGGCAUGAUGGAGCUCGAUUUGGACAAUAAGAAGCUCGAGGAAAAGCUCAGGGAAGCCGAACGUGAUGAGUAUCAUACUCGCAAGAAUGGGUAUUCUCUGGUGCCUGGGUAUCGGCAUCGACGCUACUCGUCCGAGCUGUGCCAACUGGUGGAAGAUUGUCUCAGCAUUAGACCUGAAGAUAGGCCCGAGCCGGAGUGUCUAAAAAGCAGGGUCAGGAAGGGUUUGGAGCCGUGUCUUAAGAGGUACGCGAGGACUGGGACGUAUCAAAAGCUGGAAGCUACAAAGGCCGAGUGGGGGACAGUCAAGCUGAGCGAGUGA
Molecule: messenger RNA, 1341 nt
Organism: Cladophialophora yegresii CBS 114405
Lineage: Eukaryota; Fungi; Ascomycota; Eurotiomycetes; Chaetothyriales; Herpotrichiellaceae
Product: serine/threonine protein kinase
Exons: 7
Coding region: 1-1341 (446 amino acids)
Biological process (GO): chromosome segregation; protein phosphorylation
Cellular component (GO): cytoplasm; nucleus; centrosome
Molecular function (GO): protein kinase activity; ATP binding
Source: RefSeq, a predicted model, not a curated record